Drepanopeziza brunnea f. sp. 'multigermtubi' MB_m1 is the source of this 2151-nucleotide messenger RNA. NCBI's taxonomy places the organism in Eukaryota, Fungi, Ascomycota, Leotiomycetes, Helotiales, Drepanopezizaceae. The record is from RefSeq and is a predicted model, not a curated record.
AUGACGUCGGAACGAACACCUGCGAUUACGAUUACGAUUGCGAUUGCGAUUGCGAUUGCGAUUGCGAUCGGUGGGGGAGAUGGAAUGAUCGCUGUGUUGAUCCUCCAAGCUUCCCUCCAACGAGCGUUCGCUGCAGCGACCAGCCCGAACUCUCUCGACUGGAUUGUUUAUAGCGACCAGCUCGGACGCGCUGGACUGCGCUUUUUGGGCUCUCUGGAUAUAGGAUAUGGAUUGAUGAAUGGAGGGGAUGCCGGAGGAGGAGGAUUGCGGGCUCGAACGGUUUCAACUCUUCUCCACCGACCUUGGACCGGUCGGCUGGCCACGAGAGAUAGGAUCAGGGAGGAGGAGGAGGAGGAGGGAUGCGGGCCGAGUGGAAGAAGAGAUGGGGGUGAUGAUGGAGAUGAUGCAGAUGCGCGAGCCAAAGAGUCAUGUACGCAGACAAGCUUCUUGAUCUUUGGGAACUUGAAACCGAGUCUGAGCUCAAGAGCAGGCCAACCGUCCCUUCUUCUAUUCUCAUCUUAUUCGGUUUCAGCUCCCACCCAUCUACUCAUCGCCGCCUGUCUUUUCGUGUCCCCUCGUGCCCCCUCGUCUCCCCGCGUCUCCUCUCCCGAUCUCUGCGUACACCGCUCUCUCGCGUGUCGUUUGAUCCUCUGGGAUGCAAAGCGCCUCGUUCGCGGUCUCGUGGGCAGCUUCGAGGAGCAGGGGGCUCGGAUCAGGGACGAUACAGUACGGUACUGCUCCAAUACGGUGGUACCGUACUGUAACACUCGCUGCCCCCUUGCCGACUUGACGAGCCACGCUCUUCUCCGGGCUGGGCAUCGGCCACAGACCGACCGACAGCAUGCAUGCAUGGAUGCGAAAGAAAGAAAGAAAGCAAGCAAGCAAGCGAGGCAGCAAGUACUAGUAGUAGUAGUAGCAGUAGUAGUAGUAGUAAGCACUGUAGUAGUAAGCACUGUAGUACAGAGUACAACUUUGUACUUCUCUUCGCCACCAACCACCAACCACCACCACCACCCGACGGGCCCAUGCGACACUUUGCUGCACGAUCAAUCUGCUCUCACUCUCUCUCAUAUCUCCCAUGUGCCCCAGAUGUCCGCACUGCGCGGUGACGGUGACGGUGGCGGUGGCGGUGGCGGUGGCGGUGGCUGGUGGUGGCCGAGUGUCACUCCCGUUGUCGACCGCUGCCCAGCCCAGCCCAGCCCAGCCCAGCCCCGCCCAGCCCCGCCCAGCCCAGUCCAGCUCAGCUCAGCCCAGCUCAGCCUAGCCCAGCUCGCCCGCCCGCUGGGGUCCAACCACUUCCGAACACGCGAGCCUCCCAAAGGUCAACAACUCGUUCAUCUGAAGAAGCCCCGACCCGCCCCCGCCCCCUCCCCCUCCCCCGCCCCCGCCCGCCCUCCUCUCCCUCUCUCGUUCCUGAUCUUGCCAUACGGUACCGCAACCGCCGCCGGAGACUUUCUUCGGGGGCCACCGGCCACUCACAGGCACGCCGCGCCGGUCUGCCACGGCCGGGUCCGACGAUCGUGUGGAGGAGGGCGCUUAGAGAAAGGUACACUGAGGCACGUGGGCAGUAUCGAAGAAGCUCGAGCUGCAGGCCUGCAAGCCUGCAAGCCUGUCAUUGCCGGCCGCGAUCCACCUUUGAAACUCUGCUCGGGUAUGCGUGGGGUGCUGCUGGCUACUGCGGGCUGCUGCUGGCUACUGCUGGCUACUGCUGCUGGCUGCUGGGUGACGGGUGACCUACUGAGACUAGCUCGAUCAGGAAAGCGGGAGCGCUGCGACGGGAAACCAAUAAGAGGAAUAGGUAAGAAUAGGAAUACGAAUAGAUUCUGCUGCUGGUAUUAUGUCAUGUUGUAUAUGAUGCGAUACCGUGUGACGAAGUGGCGUUUUCGUCGAGGAGCAAGCGUCCACACUAAAGCACGCACUAAAAAGAGGGGUCGCACCCGCGCCGCGCCCCCACUUGUACAAGAAAAGAAGAGAAGAAAAGAAGAAGAAGAAGAAGAAGAAGGAGAAGAAGAAGAAAGAAGAAGUGGAAAUCGAUACUUCGUACCUACGUACGUACUGUAUCCGUGCGCCAAUGCGGCAAGCUGUCUGUCUGUCGGCGACUCGGCGACUCGGCGACUCUCAGUCCCAGCAGGAGGUCCCCGCGAUGUCUGA